This is a messenger RNA of Cololabis saira (Pacific saury), 564 nucleotides long. RefSeq names its product microtubule-associated protein 1 light chain 3 alpha (gene map1lc3a). Gene Ontology annotation, cellular component: cytosol; autophagosome; autophagosome membrane. The coding region runs from base 195 to 560 and encodes 121 amino acids. Gene Ontology annotation, molecular function: ubiquitin protein ligase binding. The transcript has 4 exons. Lineage: Eukaryota; Metazoa; Chordata; Actinopteri; Beloniformes; Belonidae. Gene Ontology annotation, biological process: macroautophagy; cellular response to nitrogen starvation; autophagosome assembly. The record is from RefSeq and is a predicted model, not a curated record.
AUGUAGCGGCGGCCCCUUUAAACGGUGACGUCACAACCUCGGCUUAGUUCACUGCUUUGUUUUGUCCGAGACGCCCGAGCCAGAUCAAAACCAGAACCAGAACUAGAACUAGAACCAGAACUAGAACCAGCACUAGACCAGAACCAGGACCAGGACUAGACCAGGACCAGACCAGACCAGGACCAGGACCAGACAUGCCCUCCGACAGGCCCUUCAAGCAGCGCAGGACCUUCGCUGACCGGUGCAAGGAGGUGCAGCAGAUCCGGGAGCAGCACCCCAACAAGAUCCCCGUGAUCAUUGAGAGGUACAAGGGGGAGAAGCAGCUGCCGGUUCUGGACAAAACCAAGUUCCUGGUUCCGGAUCACGUCAACAUGAGUGAGCUGGUCAAGAUCAUCAGGCGGCGGCUGCAGCUCACCCCCACCCAGGCGUUCUUCCUGCUGGUGAACCAGCACAGUCUGGUCUCCGUCUCCAGCUCCAUCUCCCAGAUCUACGAGCAGGAGAGAGACGAGGACGGCUUCCUGUACAUGGUGUAUGCCUCGCAGGAGACCUUCGGGUGCUGAGGGG